Paraphaeosphaeria sporulosa is the source of this 1875-nucleotide messenger RNA. RefSeq names its product MFS general substrate transporter. The transcript has 2 exons. Gene Ontology annotation, biological process: transmembrane transport. The coding region runs from base 311 to 1807 and encodes 498 amino acids. Lineage: Eukaryota; Fungi; Ascomycota; Dothideomycetes; Pleosporales; Didymosphaeriaceae. The record is from RefSeq and is a predicted model, not a curated record. Gene Ontology annotation, cellular component: membrane. Gene Ontology annotation, molecular function: transmembrane transporter activity.
CCUCCACACGACACUUCCUUCUGGAACGGCAACUGACCCGCGGCUCCACCCCGCAGUGUUAAGUCCGGUUCCCAUCAGGUGGCGGAUAGACUGUGUUCUGGUUCGCCAAGUCUGGGGCCCCGCACUGUUACGGUAGGCCCGAAUCAAUGGUUCUCGGCGCCCUCGAGGCGAUAGAGCGGAGCAACUCCAACAAGCGCGCUAUGGAAUUCACGAUCUAUAUAGCUAUGACCUGUUCGCACCAACAUGACGAUCAUCACUACCAUUACCUCCCUGGUCAUUCUCUGGCACCACCAUCAUCCAUUCGCCUACUAUGUCUGACAAAGCUACCAUGGAGAAGAACGAUGUCGAGUUCAAAGAGGAUGCCGUACAGGGGCAAGUGAGAGAUCAUCUCAUUACACCACAGCAGAUUCAAGGUCGCUUCGACACACUGCGAGGUCUUAGCGAAGAGCAGAUGACGGUACUCGACAAGAAGGUCGUCCGAAAGUUAGACUGGCGCCUUAUGCCAUGUAUCACACUCAUGUUUCUUAUGAACUACCUCGACCGUAUCAAUGUUUCGAACGCUCGUCUCGCAGGCCUGCAGAAGGACCUGCAAAUGACUGAUACACUGUGGAACACUGGUAUCUCUACCUUCUAUGUCGGGUACCUCGUCGGUCAGCUACCUGGAAACUUGUGGCUCGCAAAGGGAAACCCCCGAUUGGUUCUACCUACGAUGAUGAUGGCAUGGAGCAUCGGCACCAUCUGCAUGCCCGCCAUGACCAACGCCGCUGGCUUUGCCGUUUGUCGCUUCUUCAUCGGCCUUGCUGAGGCACCAUUCUUCCCCGGUAUAACGCUGAUGACAUCCUCAUGGUACACUAAGGAAGAGAACCCAAUGAGAAUGGCCAUCUGGCAUGCGGGCAAUACGAUUUCCAACAUUCUUUCCGGUUUUCUCGCAGCUGGCAUUCUCACCAACAUGGACGAUAUUCUCGGUCUGCAUGCAUGGCAGUGGUUCUUUAUUAUCGAGGGUGCUGUUUCUAUCCUUGUCGCCGCGGCCGGUUACUUCCUGCUACCUGCGUGGCCCCACAACACCACAUGGCUGUCGCAAGAGGAGUCCGAGAUGGCUCAAUAUCGUGUCAUGGUGUCGAACGGUGGUUUACAUGAAGAACAAGGCGGUACAUGGGCCGGUGUCAAGGACGCGGCCAAAGAUCCCUUCACUUGGUGUUUCUGCCUCAUGCACUUCGCGCUUAUCACUGCUCAGAGUUUCAAAGAUUUCAUGCCUUCGAUCAUGGAAACAUUCCAUUUCAGCAAGCUCACUACCUACCUUGUACAAGCCCCUCCUUACGCCAUCGCUUACGCAGUUGCUUGCGGUCUCGCUUACACAUCCGGCCGGUUCCAGGAAUCCUUCUAUCACAUUGUCAUUCCCAUCAUUUUCAGUGCUGCAGGAUGUGGUAUGCUCAUCGGUACCCUCAAUGUCGGUGCUCGCUAUUUCGGUCUCGUCUUGCUCAUCAGCGGUACCUAUUCUGGCCUCAACCUGCAGCUCAGUUGGGAGACGACACUUGUUCCCGCGCCCAGGAGCAAGAAGGCAGCUCUGAUUGCGAUCGCGAAUUGCAUCAGCCAGACCAGCCAUUGGUUCAGCCCAUACUUCUUCCCAACGAGCCAAGAGCCUUACUAUCGCCUAGGAGGUGGUCUUAUCCUCUUCGGAUGCUUGGCUUGCGUUUUCAGCGCUUGUCUCGUUAAAUGGAGGGCUAUAGCUUUGAACAAGAGACUGGAUGAGGCAGAGGGAUGGUCGGAGCACAGCGGUGUUGAGCGGGGAUGGAGACAUGUCUACUAGUCGGAGAGCACGGAUUGCUGGGGGCUGAGGAUAACGUUUUUUUUUCUCAAACGAACCGUUUACACGUG